This is a messenger RNA of Sphaeramia orbicularis (orbiculate cardinalfish), 1488 nucleotides long. It is a transcript of the gene hsd17b3, whose product is annotated as hydroxysteroid (17-beta) dehydrogenase 3. Gene Ontology annotation, molecular function: testosterone dehydrogenase (NADP+) activity. The record is from RefSeq and is a predicted model, not a curated record. Gene Ontology annotation, cellular component: endoplasmic reticulum. NCBI's taxonomy places the organism in Eukaryota, Metazoa, Chordata, Actinopteri, Kurtiformes, Apogonidae.
CAAACACUGAACUAAACGGGCUCAAAGUUUUGGUUGAGCAAUAUGGAUUUAUUGGAGCUGUUUUUUGUUUCUCUUGGUGCUGCAGUUGUUGUGCAUUAUGUUGUAAAACUACUGCUUUUUAUCAGGAUACUUUAUCCAAAAAUAUGGUUUCCACUACCAAAAUCAUUUUUCACAUCCAUGGGAGAGUGGGCAGUGGUUACUGGUGCAUCAGAGGGCAUAGGAAGAGCGUAUGCAUUUGCGUUGGCUGAGCAAGGGAUGAAUGUGGUUAUCAUUAGUAGGACCAAACUGACAUUGGACCAGGUUGCCAAGGACAUAGCCGAUGCCACAGGGAAGAAAGUUAAAGUGAUAGUAGCUGACUUCAUAAAAGAAAGUGUCUUCAGUGAAAUCGAGGAGCAGCUCAAGGACAUGAACAUUGGGGUUUUAGUUAAUAACGUGGGCAUGCUGCCCAGCUUCAUUCCCAGGGAAUUCCUUGAAGCUGCAGAGCUCGACCAGACAAUAUUAAAGGUGAUAAAUUGCAAUGUGAAGACUAUGGUCAAGAUGUGUAAAAUUGUCCUUCCGGGAAUGGAGGACAGGGGCAAAGGGGUUAUUGUGAAUAUUUCAUCUGGAAUUGCCUCUGUCCCUUUCCCCUUGUAUACUCUGUACGCUGCAACAAAGGUGUUUGUGGAAAGAUUUUCUCAAGGUCUUCAAGCUGAAUACAAAGAUAAAGGAAUUAUUAUACAGGCAGUGGCUCUUGGGGUCUCCACCCGAAUGGCAGGUUAUCAAAAAACCAACAUGAUGACUCUGUCACCAGAAGACUUUGUAAAAAGCUCCCUGCAGUAUCUUAAAGCUGGAGAAAAAACAUAUGGUAGCGUCUGUCACAUCCUUCUGGGCUGGUUACUACAGACUAUUCCUCUCACGCUCCUCUAUGCAGAGUCUGUGCAAAAGAGUCUGAAAAGCUACGUCAAGAGCAAAGUCCCGCAGAUGAGUUCCACAGUCACAUCAAGCACAGUCUUUGAAAAUAGCAGCCGUAAGCGCGAGUAAAACAUAUCUUACUGUGAAUACAUUUUUAUUUUGACACUAUAUGUCCUGAUUUUAAAAAAAAAACAAUAAUGAAAGUUGUUCAAUAUUGGAUGAAAGUAUAGUUUGACAGUAUUAUAAACUGCUUUAUGACACAGUAGCACUGUAUAAACCACCACCUCUUUUAUUGAUACAUUUUGUUUCUUCAAUGUAUUCAGACAUUCCUACACAUAUUUUAAUUUGUUAUCAACACUUGUGCCCAUUUUAGCAUCGAAAAAAAAAAACAAAACCAAAAAACAUGAAUUUGCUUUUUUUUUGUUGUUGCCUGAAAUUAAUUGGCUUUUAAUGACAUGACCUAAAGGGUGCACACAAAAAUGUCUACUCUUCUGUAUUUUAUAUGUGUUUACACAUUGAAGAUUUUCCAGAUUAAAUUUGCCUGAAUCUGAAAUGGACUUAAGCUUUCAAUUUCAAUAAAAUAUUUUAAAAUCAUAA